Messenger RNA from Saccharomycodes ludwigii, 3843 nucleotides. RefSeq names its product ubiquitin-specific protease UBP2 (gene UBP2). The transcript has a single exon. Gene Ontology annotation, biological process: protein deubiquitination; regulation of proteasomal protein catabolic process; proteasome-mediated ubiquitin-dependent protein catabolic process. NCBI's taxonomy places the organism in Eukaryota, Fungi, Ascomycota, Saccharomycetes, Saccharomycodales, Saccharomycodaceae. Gene Ontology annotation, molecular function: proteasome binding; cysteine-type deubiquitinase activity. The coding region runs from base 1 to 3843 and encodes 1280 amino acids. The record is from RefSeq and is a predicted model, not a curated record.
AUGUCUAUUCAACACAGUUCUCAGUUGAACACUUUUUCUUCCUCUGAUUCCAUUUCCUCUCCUUCUUUAUCAACAUCAAAUAUUGCUGAUGACAAUCUGGAAAAGCUGAACGCUAAUAUUUCCACUAAUAAGGAGUUCUCUCAGGCGCAAGGCCCUACAGAUAACAUCAAAAACAUUGAAAAAAAUUCGAAUGACGAAAAUUUAAAAGAUACAACAUCUAUUACUGAGAUUAAACUGGAUGAUGGGAAAACAAAUCUAUACCCUAAUUUAUGCAAGACAAAUUUUCCAUUCAAAACAUCAGAUAGAUUAUUAGAUGAUAUUUAUUGUAGUUUAUACUUUAUAAAUAACCAGGAUACCGGUAUUUUACAGAAACCACCAAUUGCAUAUUCUCGAGAAAGAACCGAUUUACAACUCAAGGAAUACGAGCCGAACUUAUUGCAUUUAAUGGACCAGGUGACCUUGAAAACCAAAUAUGAAUAUCCCUCUAAAAGUUGUCCAAACGACGCACUAAUAACAGUUUUCAUGGCCGUUUUAUAUGAAGACGAGGACUUGUUGGAUUUAAAUACUCCAGACGAUAUAGUUGACCUUGAGAUUUACCAUGUUAAAAUUACCAUUAAAAGCAAAAAACAAAUGGAACUGAGGUAUAAUGUCGGAGUAGACACUUUUCACUUAGUAAGUUAUGAUGAGUUACAUCCAUUCGAUAAACAGGAUAUCCACAUGGAAAAUAAAGAAAAGACAGCAGAUUCUGCCAUAUAUAUAUCACCAUUGACAAAUAAAAUCAUCAUGAUUGAAAUUUUAAGACCCGAAUUUAAUGAGGAUGUUUUAUCUACAUUUCAAUUGGAUAAAAUUGAAAACAGGAUAAAAAAUUAUUACCAUCAUGGAGAAGGGGAAAAAUAUACCAAAACAGAAGAUACCACUGAUCCAGAUGGUGCCUCUAAGUCCUUUGAUUUGCUGCCCGUUCCUACUCAAGUUCAGUGCCUAAGCACAUUUUUCAAGAUUAUUAAGGGCCCAUUGGUGGAAACCACUGUGACUAAUGUAUCCAAUGUUACUAAUGAUGGUACCAUUAUUAAUGAACGAAAGUGUAUACCCUGUAACAACAAAUCCGUUAUAACUAAGAUUGAUCCUGAAUUGUUGACUAAGUAUUUGAAUUUCACGAUUGAAAGGGAAAAUGAAGAUGAAUAUUUUUUACCUCCCUUGUUAAUCAACUAUAUGGAUGAUUUGGAUACUAGGUUCUUAAGAGACAGCUUUACUAGGAAAUGUCUUGAGAUCAUUGUUAUAGGCAAUUUAUCACAGAAACAAUUUUAUUCCGCUUCUUCAAAUACUCAUUAUUUCAAGAUUUUUCAAUUAAGUAGCUCUCAGGUGGUCUGGUAUCAUUUACUGCACCAACACAUUUCCAACACAUAUUCAUUUAUCGAGCAAUUGAAAAGUCAAUUGCAGUAUAACACUGAUUAUCAUUUUAUUGAUUUGUCAUGCUAUUAUUACUACGAUAUCAAAUCUAUUAUAAAAAAUUACCAGACAUGUUGCAACUUAGACCCGGAUAAUAUGGAGAUAUAUUAUGAUGCAUUGACCUAUGUAGCCAAUUGUAAACAUAAUCAACAAUUGUUUGUAUACUGUAGUUCAUUAGAUUUAGUGGGAAAAGAGGCCUUAGAUGGCGCUUUGAUUACAUUUGGAAUAGAUCCCCAGGAGAUUGUUAAACCACAAGAAAUUACAGAUGAUGCUAUAUUACGUAUUUAUGAAAAUAUCAAGCAAUCUAUUUUCUAUAAGGGUGAUAAUGAGCACCAAGUUUCGUUAAUGGAUUUAAAAAAUGCCCUACAUAUUUUGGCCAAAUUCAAGAAAAGUUCAUUUUUGAAAUUCAUUGUAAACCAUGAACCUUAUAACAAUAUAAUUGAUGCGUAUUACGCGCUAGAUUUGGAACCCAAUAUGAAGGAUGUUGAUAUUAUUCAAACAGCAUAUCUGAUUAAAGUGUCAGAUGCACCAGGGUUGCAAUUGGAUUGUGAUAGAGCGAUAUAUUCAUUAGCUUUUUAUUUGAGAAGUUUGCCCCUUUUCAAUUUUUUAAUUGCUCAAUGUCCCGAUUUUAAUCUUUUUUAUAAUACUGAUGAAAUAAGCUAUGAUGACGCAUUAGAAAGAAUUGGUGUCAACAGUGAGGAUCCCGAUAAUGCGAUACUGGACCAUUUUUAUCGGAAAUGGAAUGGAGAUGAGAAUUUGGUUUUGCCUGCCAAUUUUAUAAAAUUAAGAAGAGAUUUAUUGAAAAUUGCUAUUCAAAGAAAAUCCAAAUUGCUUGAACAUUUCAUCGAAACCGGUAAUAUAGAUGAAAGUUUAUUACCCGCGGGGAAUUGGCCAGCAGGACUAAACAAUAUCGGUAACACCUGCUAUUUAAAUUCGUUAUUACAGUAUUAUUUUAGCAUAUCCCCAUUGAGAAACUAUACUGUUAACUACCAAAAAACGACAGAAGAUUUGUUAUCCAAUGUUACCAUUUCCAAAAGAAGAAUUGGUGGCAGAGAAGUCAGUAGACAAGAAAUGGAAAGAUCUGUACAAUUUACGUAUCAGUUGCGUAAUUUGUUUGAUGAUAUGAUUCACACACCGUACAAGUGUUGUACACCCAAAAAGGAAUUGGCAUAUCUAGCAUUUGCCCCAAGCAAUGUCUCUGUCGAAUUUGAAGAUGAAGAAGAUUGUACCACGCUUGUUGCAAAAAUUAGUCCAGAUCAAUUGGAAAAUGCUUUAGAGAUGGGCAGACAACAGGAUGUUACUGAGUGUAUCGGAAAUGUUCUUUUUCAAUUAGAAACAGCCAGUGAACCUUUAAAAUUGGAACAAGACGAUGAGCAAUAUGAUUUAAUCAAGCAACUAUUUUAUGGUAAAAGUAAACAAACAUUGGUACCAGUUUCUACAGAACUUGGUUCUGAAGAGAAUACUAAUAAUAUGGAUAAUAAACCCGUUAGUGAGAAGUUUGAAAGGUUUUUAUCUCUCUUGGUAGAUGUAAGUGACAAACCAAGAGAUAUAUAUGACGCUUUGGAUUCAUAUUUCCAAGAUGACGAACUUUUAACUAUGGAUGAAUAUGGUCAAGUUAAAAGGGUUGUAGUAAUUACAGAAUUGCCAGAUAUUUUACAAAUCCAAAUUCAAAGAGUGUAUUAUGACAGAGAACGCUUUAUGCCUUAUAAGAACAUUACUGCUGUUCCGUUCAAAGACAAGAUCUAUAUGGACAGAUAUAUGGAGCAUAAGCAAGAUGGCGAGGGUGAUAAAGACACGUUUAACAAUUUGAAAUUGCAAUAUGGCCAAUUGAAACAAAAAUUGAAAAGAUUGCAAGAAACUAAGUUAAAGUUGUGUGACACAAAUGAAGUAGGGCUAACCGUUAAAGAUGCGUUGCUAGAAACCAGUAAAUUUUUAAAAAGUGAUUUAUUAGUGGAGGAGCUAGAGAUGAACGAGGAUAACUUGGAGCACACAAUAACUACAUUAAAUGAAAUGGCUAAAACUAUGGAUUUGCAAAGUAAGAAUAUAGUUAAUGAAAUUGAGGCAUUGGAAAUGACAUUGGAUACUUUUUUUGAUGAUUCUAAUAUUAACGGGAUGGACAAUUUCCGGAAACAUGGGUAUUCGUUAUUUGCUGUGUUUAUUCAUAGAGGAGAGGCUAGUUAUGGUCAUUAUUGGGUAUAUAUUAAAGAAAAAAAGAGUUCUGAUACUAGGGCCAUAUGGAGAAAAUAUAACGAUGAAAAUGUUACUGAAGUUGAUGAAUCUGAGGUCUUUAAUUUUACUCAGGGCAACACUGCUACACCUUAUUUUCUGGUAUAUGUCAAAGAAGAUCUUGAAUUAGAAAUAGAACCGUUGAAAAGGAUUAUAAAUUUACAAGAGUGA